Molecule: messenger RNA, 1972 nt
Organism: Ixodes scapularis (black-legged tick)
Lineage: Eukaryota; Metazoa; Arthropoda; Arachnida; Ixodida; Ixodidae
Product: aldehyde dehydrogenase, mitochondrial
Exons: 13
Coding region: 211-1686 (491 amino acids)
Molecular function (GO): aldehyde dehydrogenase (NAD+) activity
Source: RefSeq, a predicted model, not a curated record
UACCGUGUGAGUUUACGCAGAAUAGUAUGGUGUGGUAGGGCUUCGAAAUCUUUGGAAAUGUCCAAAAAUAUGAAGUAGACUGUUUGGUGAGUUGAACGUGCCUUCUCAAGGGUCAAAACGAGAUCAGCAAUGGCGUCGAAGAUGCACCUGCUUCGUCGGAAUCAGCAGAGUUGAUCUGACAAUGCUUCUUUGGAUUCAAGCAACCAGAUAAUGGCGCCCGUGCGGAACCCCGAGAUCACGUCUACACAGAUCUUCAUCAACAAUGAGUUUGUCAACUCGGUUUCGGGCAAGACGUUUGCGACGUACAACCCCGCCACCGGCGAAAAGAUUGCCGACAUUCAGGAAGGAGACAAGGAAGAUGUGGAUCUGGCUGUCAAAGCAGCACGAGCCGCUUUCGCACGUGGUUCGGAAUGGAGGACAAUGGACGCGUCCAAAAGAGGUCGAAUGCUUCUCAAACUGGCGGACCUGAUGGAAGAGAACGCCGACUACCUUGCCAGUCUGGAAACGGUGGACAACGGCAAGCCUUUCACCCUCUCCCUUGCUGACGUCAUGUUUGCCAGCGCUGUUAUACGCUAUUACGGCGGAUAUGCUGACAAGGUGCAUGGGAACACCAUUCCUGUCGACGGAGACGUUUUCGCCUACACGAGACGCGAGCCCAUCGGCGUUGUGGGACAGAUCAUACCGUGGAAUGUCCCCAUCCUGAUGCUGAGCUGGAAGUUGGGUCCCGCCCUGGCAAUGGGAAACGUGGUGGUCAUGAAACCAGCCGAGCAGACGCCACUGACGGCCUUGGCUGUCGCGAACCUUGUCCCGAAAGCAGGAUUUCCUCCUGGAGUGGUGAACAUCAUCCCGGGAUACGGCGAGACGGCGGGAGCCGCCAUAUCGGGUCACCCGGACAUCGACAAGAUCGCCUUCACGGGAUCCACAGAGAUUGGGAGGCUGAUACUGAAGGCAUCGGGAGAUUCCAACAUCAAAAAAGUUUCUCUGGAACUCGGUGGCAAGAGUCCUCUGAUUAUCUUCCCGGACGCUGACUUGGACUUGGCAGCGACGUUGGCCCACGAAGCCGUAUUCUGGAACCAGGGACAGGCGUGCUGCGCCCCGACACGAACCUACGUGCACGCCGACGUCUACGACAAGUUCGUGGCCAAGUCGGUCGAACUGGCCAAGAAGAGAAUAGUGGGAGACCCCUUCGACGAACGCACUUCACACGGCGCACAGAUUGAUGAGACACAGUUCGACCGUAUAAUGGAAUACAUCGGCAUCGGUCAAGAAGAAGGUGCCAAACUGCGAUGCGGGGGGCGUCGUUUGGGCUCCAGGGGUUACUUCAUUGAGCCGACUGUGUUUUCGGACGUCAAAGACCACAUGAAGAUCGCCAGGGAAGAGAUAUUUGGUCCGGUCCAAAGCAUCUUCAAGUUCGAAACCACGGAAGAAGUGAUCGCAAGAGCGAAUGACACGAUGUACGGAUUGGCUGCAGGGCUCGUGACAAACGACUUGAAUACAGCCAAUACCGUUGCACAUGCUCUCGAGGCCGGCGUAGUGUGGGUCAACACAUUCCUGUCCAUGAGUGCACAAGCUCCUUUUGGGGGCUACAAGAUGUCCGGGAUUGGUCGAGAAAUGGGCGAAGACGGAGCCCUCGAAUAUACUGAAGUAAAGACGAUUAUCACCACGAUGCCACAGAAGAACUCGUAAGAUGGAUGUGCGGUCGGCAGCAGCAUGAGCUGUUUCAACGAAACAGGUGGCCGCAGAGGCUGAGACGUAACAGAAGUCACUGCAGUUUCAGAGGCAUAUUAAGGGAGACGUUGGGCCCCCUUGUUUCUUCGCCGUCCCCAGAAGUAUGAGGCAAUAGGAAACAUAUCAACCACAUCACAGAGUACACCCCUCAGCAUCCCCUAGUGCUGCCUACUGUACAAUGCAGCACGUGAAAACAUAGACUCUUGAGCACCUGUAGAGGAUUGUAGUUUAGUUAUGAAAUAAU